AUGAAGCUUCCUCGGGCUGUUGCGUGUCUUCUCCUCCUCGUCGUCGUCUUUGCUGCUGCUCGUGUGGAGGCCCGAGUCACACCUUCCUCACGGCGGCCCAAGAACCAAUGGUCAAGCAUGUUUGUCUUCGGGGACGACUUUGUCGACAACGGCAAUGUUCCGAACAACAUUGGUGAAAAGACAUCACGUCAAUGGAGCUACCCAUACGGCUCCUAUCUCAACACUCAUUAUGCUACGUCUCCUGUUUUGGCCGGGCGCUUCUCCAACUACAGGAUGCAAUCAGAUUUUAUCGCAAGGAUGUUGGGCCUCAAUGAAGCCCCUCCAGCGUACGAGCUCACAUCAGAUCAAUCUUGUGACUCAUCUGGCAUGACCUUUGCUUUUGGGGGCGCUGGUGUCUUCAAGGUGAAGACCAAGAAGGUGCCGACCCUUGCCGCACAGGUUCAAACUUUCAAGAGGCUUGUCAACGACGGGGUCAUCUCAACACAUCAGCUUCACCACUCCGUCGCGCUCAUCGCCAUCUCCGGCAAUGACUACAUGAGCGACUCCGACAUUGAGACCGGCUUCUACACAAGCUUCGAUGAUCUCGAUACUUACAUCGGAAACGUGGCGACUGAGAUCCUAGAUAAUGUGGCGCAACUGCAGAUGCUUGGUGUGAGAAAGGUGCUAGUAAACAAUUUGCAUCCCAUUGGUUGCACACCUUUGCACACUAGUUCGAACAACUACACCACAUGCGACCUUCUCGGCAAUUAUGGCGCGUCCGUGCACAACAAGUAUCUAAAGCAAAUGAUCGAUGUAAGGGACAACGUUCACAUUCUGGACCUCUACACCGCUUUCACUGACAUCGUCAAUCACGCCCCUGAUGGAGGAUCGGAUCAGUCCAAGGAUUUCGAUGGCAAGCUGACCCCAUGCUGCGAGAGUACCGGUGAGGGAGGGUUCUGUGGAGAGCGUAGCCAUUCAGGGAAGCGCCUCUACGACCUAUGCGAAAAUCCCGACAAGACGUUCUACUGGGACCAGACACACCCUACACAUGCUGGGUGGGAGGCUGUAAUGAAGGCGCUGCAACAGCCUUUGACGGAGUUUCUUGAUGAGGACUACAUUGCAUAA
Messenger RNA from Triticum turgidum subsp. durum (durum wheat), 1104 nucleotides. NCBI's taxonomy places the organism in Eukaryota, Viridiplantae, Streptophyta, Magnoliopsida, Poales, Poaceae. The record is from the annotation of a GenBank genome assembly.